Anisakis simplex (herring worm) is the source of this 558-nucleotide messenger RNA. The record is from the annotation of a GenBank genome assembly. NCBI's taxonomy places the organism in Eukaryota, Metazoa, Nematoda, Chromadorea, Rhabditida, Anisakidae.
AUGGCAUCGUUGGGACGUAAUCCUUUAUUAAAUAGUAGUGAUAAUCUGAGGCAAGGAUUCUGUGAGAAGAAAUGCGGUUAUGGAGAAUGGAUAUUUCUGUUUUUGUUAUUCCUUUCUGUUGUUGCCAGCUUUGCUUCUGGUAUACCCUCGCAACAGAUAAUGUUGCGUGUUGUUCCGUUCCAGCAACGUACACUCGGGAUUGGCGUUCAUUGGACGUUCCUUCGCCUAUUAGGAUUCAUUCCUGGUGGUAUUUUAUUCGGAAUGAUGAUCGAUACGGCCUGUUUGAAGUGGCAAGAAGCUUGUGGUGCUAAACAAUCGUGUCUUGUCUACGAUCCUUACCGACUCUCAUGGACAAUUAUGGCUGUUGCUGUUGUUUGUAAACUAGUUUCAAUAUUGGCCGCAAUUCUCGGCUAUAUGACAUACAGGCCGAACGACCUAGACAACGGUUUGUCCGUACAAACGGCCGACAGUCGAGGGCCGCUCUCUCUGACUGUGAAUGAUGAUCGACCCGUGAUUAACAGUAAAGUUCUCGAAAGUAUUGAUGGUGCCGAGAGCUGA